UUCUUCCGGUGUCCCGCACCCCGGCAGACCGAGGCCGCGUCCUUUGGUUCCGGUUCCGGAGUCCGGACCCAGGCCCCGAGCUGGGAGCGCUGCCGUGCGCCAGGGCCUGUUCAUGUACAUUUGGUUUCAAUAGACGUUGAGGGAAUUCACAGCAUUUUUGAGGAGGGACUCACCACUUUGCAGGAUUGAGUCCUAACAGUGAACUAUUCCCAGGACCCAGGGCAGAAUUUACAGAUACAGCAUAUGGUCUAUUUAAAGUAAAGAUGUCUUUAAAUUCAUCUACAUUUUUGAACCAAGAAAGCCAUCAGAAAUUAAAAAGAAAUUUUGAAUGUUUGAAAAAUUCACAACAACAGACUACUUCAUCACUUCAAGAUAACCCACUUCAGAAUUUACAGUUAGCAUCCUGGGAAGUUCUUGAAAAGGCCCAAAAGAGUGGGAGAUCAAAGUGCCCAAGAUGUGGUAGUUCAAGGAUGUUUUAUUGUUAUUCAUGUUAUGUUCCAGUUGAAACUGUGCCUACCAAAGAAAUUCCAGUUGUGAAGCUUCCUUUGAAGAUUGACAUAAUUAAACACCCAAAUGAAACUGAUGGCAAAAGCACUGCUGUACAUGCUAAACUCCUAGCACCUGAAGAUGUUACCAUUUAUACAUAUCCUUGCAUUCCAGACUAUGAAGAAAAAAGACAUGAAAUUGCACUUAUCUUUCCUGGUUCUAACUCAAUUUCAGUAAAAGAUAUUAUUCUCCAUCUGGAAAAAAAUGUUGAGAAAAAUGUUAGUUGUGGCAAUGAUGAUGAUUCUUCAGCAGAGCCAUUUCUCAAGAAAGCAAAAAUAGAAACAAAAGAAGAUCGAAACCUAAGUGAAUACAAAUCAAACAGCAGGAGUGAAGACACUGUACUGAAGAAAGUAAUAUUUAUUGACAGUACUUGGAAUCAAACCAACAAAAUAAUCACUGAUGAGCGACUUCAAGGGUUACUACAAAUUGAGUUGAAAACAAGAAAAACUUGCUUUUGGCGUCACCAGAAAGGAAAGCCAGAUACGUAUCUUUCUACAAUUGAAGCCAUUUAUUAUUUUCUUGUGGAUUAUCACCAGGAGGUUUUAAAAGAGAGCUACAAAGGACAAUAUGACAACCUGCUUUUUUUCUUUUCAUUUAUGUACACGCUGAUAAAAAACGCCAAGAAUUCUGCAGGAAAAGAAUAAGCCAAGACAUCUAUUUGUCUGUAAAUAGCACCAUGUUUGUUUUUCUUCAUCAUAAUUAAAGUGUAGCAAUACAAUUUUUUGUCUAAAUGACAUUUGAGAGUUCAAUAAUAAAACAAUGUAUUACACUCUGGAGUUGUCUGUAAUGCUGCUCCAAAUGCAAGAGCAGGAUCUGGUUCUGUACACAAUUGAUGCAUAAUUUUAAUCACUACUUGUUUCAAUGGGGAUGCGUAUUCCUUAAGGGUUGCCAGUUAGGGCCUACUUUGUGAGUCUGACCCUGCAGUCCUCACCUUGGGUAAAUCACAAUGUGCCUGAGGCAAGGAAUGGAGAAUUAAGACCUCCUAUUGGAAAUAGUAAGAUCUCAGGAUUGUAAAGAUGAGUUAAUAUGUCAACGUGGAAUCUCUUUUCUAAAACAUUGUAAAAUGUAGUUCAGCUGAUUACUGUGUAGGAAUGUGCUCUAACCAAUCAGGCUGACUUCAUGCUGUUGAUAUCACAAUUGCUUACUGAAAUAUUAGGACAAUAUUUCAUCAGGGGGAAAAAAAAUUAAAAGAGUUAGUUGACUGAAUGGAAAACAAAUUAUAAACUUUGUUAGUUUUAAAUAAAGCUGGAAAAAUGAUUUAGUAAUACAGAUAAAAAUAUAGGCCUAGAUUCACAAAGCUACUUAGGUGGCGUGAUGCUGAGCAGAUGCUGGUAAAAUUUUUAAGUGUAGACCAGGCCUAAACUGGCUAGAUAUUUCUGUCUUUGUCCUAUGUUGGUGAGGGAGUCACAAAUCUUGUAAAAGAGACACGAAAAAUCAUAAUAGUUAAACUUUUUCAGAAAUCUGUGAGUUUGUUUUAGUUGUAUCUUUUUUUUUUUCCUCAGUAAACCUGGCUAAUUUUCCAUCUGCAUCAGUCCUCCUCUCCCCUCCCAAAGGGGAGCCUUAGUAUCCAAGGGCAAGUAAACAGCACUGUGAAAAAGGCAUUAAGAAUUUCUGUUUUUAAACUUGUAUAGAAUUUUGUUUGGGGCCAUCAAACCAAUUAAUUGUUGUUUUACUGUUGUUUUAAGUGUACCAAAGUAUUGAAUUAAUCACAAUAAAUAGAGCGUUAAAAUACAAACUAAAGAGCCACUUUUUCAGACAGCUUCUAGCUAGUCUCCAGUUUUACAUGUCCACCCAAUUUCACUUCUUCAGGUAGGCAUGAAAAAGAUUUAUUUUUUUUGCACGUGGAAAUCACUCUGUGUACAUACACAAAAGUGAAGGCCAGGACUGACCAUUUGGCCCUAGGAGUAGAAAGAUUUAGUUAGUAUGCAUGAAUUAAAAUAAGACUGUUCAUAAGAGGCACAGAGUCAGCGUCAGAAUGAUAAACAGCAUUUCAAAUGUGAUGGUGCAGCUGCUAAAAUGAAAAGCAAGUUUGUGUGUAUUUCUCUUACAGCAAGUCAUCUCUCAGCUAUUGGAACAACAGAUUUCUUAGUCAUUUGUUUUUAUUGUUAUUGAGAGAGGUUAUUUGGCUUUUCACAAUGAUUAAUGCUAUUUCCUCUGGUAUGAAUUUUGAUGGUCUUUUUGACAUUUUCAUCCGUACUUGUGUUUCUAAAACAAAGAUUGCUUUAACUUUAUGAAAGUCAAAGAAACGCUUUUUAAACAGUGUAUAAUAGUUUGAGAAGAAAAAACUUUCACCCAUUUUAAACACAUACAAAAAGUGAACUCAGUGACCUAAUGUUUUACAAGAAUCAAACAGAGGAGAAAAUCUGUUUUUUUCUUCCAAGACAUUUCCCUGAAAACAUGUUUUUUUAUUUAAACAGUAGAGGUCAGAUAAAAGCUUAUAUAAGCUGGUCUUCGUUACUUUUGGAAAAUACUUUCAUAAGGUUAAAAACAUUUUCCAAAUGUAACUUUGGGUACCUCACUUUAUUUUAAACAAUGGGAGUUAAGAAGCUAUUCCAAAAGUAAAUUAAUUUUUAGUUGUCAGAUGAAAUCAAUGGCAAUCAAAGGCAAUAUUUAAAAUCUGGAACAUUGACUCUCCAGAAAAUUGGGUUCAGAUUUUUUUUUUUCAAAAUUAACUUUGCUAUAAGGCUACACUAAUUCUUAAACCAACAGAAAUCACUCUUACAAAUAUGGGACACAUCUAGGGUCCACAUUAUUUAAGGUCUAUUGGCAUUGCUCUGAUAACCUUGUGUGGGGCCAUGCAGAAGGUUAGUGUAACCACUGUUUCAGACCUGUUCUGUCUGAAACUUGGCUUUCUCCAAAAAAGAUUUAAAUCCAUUAUUUAAGUUGGAGACUGGCAAAAAAAGAGGCUCCUCAACCCACUGAAAAAGUAUCAUGGUCUCCAAUAGAUUUUCCAGCUUCCAACCAAAAGAAGAGCUUUGCAUUGCCAAAUGAAAGAUAACAAGUAUUUAAUCCUUUCAAGUGGAGUUAGCAGCACUGACCGUGCUGUUAACUAAAAUAAGGGUCAGGGGCUAAGGGCUAAUUAGUUAAGGGCUAAUUCUGGACCUAUUUCUUAAAACUGGAAUGGCCCCUAUCUCAUCUGAACCCAAAGAGAACCUCUCAUCCACCUAUGACAUCACGGCAGGGAGGUACUAGGAGACAACAUCUGGAGUGAGGGGAAAAGACAGGCUUAAACUUGGUCUAGCAGCAUCCUAAAAGGUUUCAAGAUACAGGAGUAAAAGGAGAUGCAUCCCUGUUUUCUGAACACAAGGCCAUCUGCCCGCCUUAAGUUGAGGCACCUCUGGUAUCUGAAGGGAACAGAGAGUUUGCCAUGAGUAGCAAGUACAACUGUGGUGAUAAAAGUGCAAAGAGCCAUCUUACCUGUAGUCUGGUCCAUUCAUCUGCAGUGCUGGAAUCCUGCUUUUGCCUGUGUCCUAAAAAAGAUUUUGCCAGAAGUGGAGAGGAAAGUGGGUUCUCUUCCAUGUUUGGUUAAUAGGGGCACUAGAUCCACUCCUGAAUGUGGCUGUAGAAAGUUGUGAAAAGCUAUUCCUUUUCCUGGAGAGAAGUACAGGAGUCACCAGUCUCAGGUUGAAGAUGUGCAUUCAUCAUUUUAUUCUUAGAUUUGAAUGCUAGAAGGGACCAUUUGAUCAGCUAGUCUAACCACCCGGGUAACACAGUUCAUAGAAUUUCACCCAAUUACCUCUGUGUUGAGCCCAAUAACUUGAGUUUAACUAAAGUAUCUCUUCCAGAAAGGUCUCCAGUCUUGAUAUCAAGGCAUCAAGAGGUGGAGAAUCCACCACUUCCCUUGGGAGUUUGUUCCAAUGGCUAAUCACACUCUGUUAAUGUGCUUAUUUCUAAUUCGAAUUUGUCUGGCUUAAAUAUUUAAAAUGUCACCAAAGCUAUACCUGUAAUCCUCUUUUUUCCACUUAUUUAUUAAGCCUUCUGUAAGGGAGCCUUUAGCUUUUCCUUGUAUUGGUAGUUUAAUUGAAGGCACUACUCGACCAUUUGUACUGCCAAGUGUGCUUAUUAUUUGUGCUCUUGACUAAUUCGUCAUGGAUUUCUUCUCCUAACAGGAACUCAAGUUCAAUCAGAAUCUCUUCCUCGGAUUGGUGAAUUUCCUCCCAGAGUCUCUUAGUUUCCCUAGCUGCCAGUUCUCAUUUAGUUGUGCCUCUUUCUGAAUAAGCAAUUCAUUUUUCUGCUUCAUAAGAUCUUCCUUGGCUGUUGCAAGCACCUCUUUAAUUUUAUUUCUGUAACCAUCUAAGAUUGCACGGUAGUUCCUGUAGUCGGAGGAUUUCUUCUUGCUUUUGUGUGUUCCAGUGAGCACAGGCCUUUGCCAUCUCUGCUUUAACAGAUGCAAGGACUCCUUUCUUUAGCUCCAUUUCCCUUCUAAGGGAAAGUAUAUUCUCUUCAAGCUCUUUGGUUCUUGCUCCAGAUUUGUUUUCUCAAUUUUUUUCUUUCAUUUCUCUUCAGCUGCUGAAAGAACUAGUGAUAGCUAAAAAACACAACAUAUAUAUAAGAACCAAAGAGCUUGAAGAGAAUAUACUUUCCCUUAGAAGGGAAAUGGAGCUAAAGAAAGGAGUCCUUGCAUCUGUUAAAGCAGAGAUAUAUAUAUAUUUUUUUUAAAGAUAUGGUCAGCAAAUGGGAGAUGACCUAUGGGGUCAAAAAGAGAGGGAUGUGGCAAACCCUUGCCCUCUCCCCCCAAACAUUUGUUUACUUAUCUGAUCCAAACCUUUUGUCUACCACCUGUUUCAGAUCCUAUUUAGCUUUUUGAGUCCUUAUUAUAAAGUCUUAUUAGUACUCUAACUGUUUCACAUGCCCCUACAGUACCAUGGGCAAUGUAGUGUGUGGUUCUGAUCAAACGGUCUUCCCAAAAUACACUUCAUACUGUAGUUUUUGUUUGAGCACAUUAAAAACAUUUAGCAAUCAUAAUUAAGGCUACAAUUUUGUUAUGGAUAUUUUUAGUAAAAGUCAGGGACAGGUCACGGGCAAUGAAUAAAAAUUCACGGAAGCCGCAACCUGUCCCUGACUUUUACUAAAAACAGCCUCAAUGAAACAGGGAGGGAGGCGGUCCAGCACCCUGCCCCCCUGCAUGCAGCAGCAGGGAGGUGCGGCUCCCACCCCUGCCCAUUGGCUGGGAGGGACCCCUGACCCAGGCUGGGAUCUGUGAGGUCCUCUGCCGCUGGCAGGUGGGGAGCUCCGGGGCAUCACCUGCCACCUGUGGGAGAUGGGGGUUCUCUGGGGGAUCCCCCGCCGGCAGCAACUAGGGCAUUCUGGGGGAUUCCCCCAUGGGAGCUGGAGAGCUGCCAGAGAUCCCCUGCCACCCUGCAGGGCUGGGGGAGGUCCCAUGGCUGGGCUGCUGUGAGGCACCAAUGUCACUGAGGUCCCUGGAAAUCAUGGAUUCCAUUACUUCUGCAACCUCCAGGACAUACUGAGCCUUAAUCAUAAUUAGUUCGUAUCUAAACUAAGUAUGUUAACACACAAAAUAGUUGUUUAAUGAAAGGCAAGGUUACCUCAAGACACACCCCACCCAGAUCUUUGAAAGCACAGAACUAAGGAGUAAAGAGCAAACCAUUCCUUGCCAUCUUCAUAUCACCUACAAUGCCGUAAAUAUACUUCGAGGCACUGACUUAAAUGUCAGCACAUACCAAAAAGCAAUACCAGCCCUAAAUUUACCCAAUUUGUUUUGUGACAAAGAAUCUUAAUGGUGAUCUUAGCAAUAUUAAAGCAUAGCAACUUUCCCACUGAAUAGCCUAUGUGACCGUGAGAUGUGGUGUUCUGCUGUUACAAGAGAGUAUGAGGUCACUAUUAAGGCUGUGUGUGACAGUCUCUGACAAUGUGUUGACAUAAUCCUAAAUUAUUAUUAUUAUUGUUUGUCUUCAGUGACAUUGUUUAAUGUAACUUCUAUGCUCCUUUGUCAUUAAUAACAAUGUUGCCUUUGAUUGAUAACAUUGUAUCAACGUUGACAUUCAGAAAGUCAUGUUUUAAUCUUCAAAAACUGUUUAUAUAAAGUGGAUUGCAAUUUUUAACAA
Molecule: messenger RNA, 6611 nt
Organism: Chrysemys picta bellii (western painted turtle)
Lineage: Eukaryota; Metazoa; Chordata; Testudines; Emydidae
Gene: DTWD1
Product: DTW domain containing 1
Biological process (GO): tRNA modification
Cellular component (GO): nucleus
Molecular function (GO): tRNA-uridine aminocarboxypropyltransferase activity
Source: RefSeq, a predicted model, not a curated record